AUUAAUUUCCCUCACUUUCAACCUCUUAAAGCCGCCAACUUUCAUUCUUCUUUCUCCCACUCUCAUCCUCUUUCCUUCUCUGUUUUUCUUUGUAGGAAACCAAACAAGAGACAAGAGAUACUACUCCAAUAAACAUCCCAAAUUACAACUAUUUUUUUAUAUAAACAAAACACCAUUUAAUGAUCAACCCAAUAAUUUCCAUAUUUUUCUUUACCCAAACUUUCAUUUAGAAGUAAACCAAAAUACCCCCAAAAAAAUCAUGAUAAAAAGAAAAGAAAUUACAAUAAUUGGUCAUGAAAAUACAGAGGAUAGGAGAAGAGAGGACCCAAUCAAUAAAAAUGGGCAAUUUGACCUUGCAGAAGAAGUAUUUGUUAUUUUGACUAUUUGAGCUUGACGUUGAACGGUUGAAGACAAGUAAGGAUAUUAAUAUUAAGAGACUAAUUCUUUCCUCUGAAGAUAUAACCGAACAAGCAUGGUUAAUAAGAAGCAUCCACAAGGUCGAUUAGUUAGAUGUCCGAAAUGUGCAAGCCUCCUUCAAGAGCCAGAGCACGUUUCUCUAUACACUUGUGCUGGGUGUGAUACUAUCCUACAAGCUAAAAACUACAAAGGUCAUCAUAGAAACACAGCUUUGAGCUCACUUGAACAAAAUGUCGGUAGGAGUAAUGGUGUCACUUAUGCUCGUAAUGGUGGAGAAUCUAGCGGUUCAAGUCAAAGAUCAAGCUCUUCUGGUGAACAUUCAGAGGGUCAAGCUCCUGUCAGUGAUUUAAGGAAUUCUGAGCAGAAUGGAACUUCCAUUUCUUCGGAUAGUAACUCUGUGUCGAAGAAGUCUGAUAUCCUCGAGAAUGAGGAGGAUGGAGAAAGAGGCAAUAGAUUUGAUGGAAAUCAUAGUAAGUCUGAUCAGAAAGGAUCAGCCAAUUCUGUCCAACAUACUGUGUUGUCGGAGGAGACUAGUUUCAUAGAUAUUAAGGAAAUUGGGGAAAUAGACGACGAACAAUCUGAUCCAAAGAAUCAAGUUGAUGACUAUCUUACUGUCCUUGAAAACGUAGAAACUGAGCAACUUUCUUUAGCCAAUUCGGUGAAAGAAGAUGACAAUGGUCAAGAUGAACAGUGUGAUGGCGUUUCUGUAGAGAAUCCCUAUCAACAUCAGUUAGGAAUCGUGAUUGGUGAAACAUCUGAAGUAGAAGAUUCACACGUACUGGAGAACAAAGAAUUGCAGCAACUUACUACAGAAGAGGAAUCAACCGAAGAUGAGGAUGAUCAACAUGAACUAGAGCUGAAACGAUGUGUGCACUCUGGCAAUGAUGCUUCUUCCCUGAGUGAGUCUCCGGCGGUAGAGUAUCCUGAAGAAUAUCUUGCUUCCAAACAUAAUGCUCCUGAAGAAACCAGCAAGAUGCACCUCCUAGAGGAACACUCUCAUCAGGAUCAACAAAAACAAAAGCAGGUUAAUAAUGGUGACUCUGCCAAAGAUGUUUCAUCGUGUGCCGAGUCUCCUACCCAUUUUGACUGUGAAAAUCUGACUGAACAUGAUUCUUCUGAUCAACAAAUAUCUGGUGAGACCAGAAAUUUUCAUCUCAUAGAAAAACUUUCUCAUCCGGAUACAUCAGGAAAAGAGGUCAAGUAUCUUGAUGCAGAUGAACCAGAAGUUGCAGUAUCAGGCAAGGAACAAGAAAAAGGUCCGGGUUCAAUCGAGCAAGUUGGAUAUGAAAACUCUGCCAUCGGUGAUACCUCUUCAUCGAUUGAGUAUCUAGAAAUUUGUGAGCCGGUGCAUUCUGAUUGUCAAGCAGAACAUGAUGCUUCAGAUCAGAAAUUGUCUGACGAGAUCAGAGAGAUGCACCUUCAGGAGGAAUCCUUGCAUCAUAUAGCAGAAAUUGAGAUUCAUCACCAUGAUUCCAAUGAACUCGAUGAAUUAGAGAAUUUAGGCAAUGAAAAACACAAUCAUUCUGAUCCAGUUGAUUUAGUAGAGGGCAUUAAGGAUCAACUCGAAAGUGUAAAGCUUUCAUGUGCUGGUUCAUCGUUAACUGAAGCAACUCAGGUCUUGAAUGUUGAUUCAGUAUUUGGGACUGAAGAUGGCUUAGAAGUUUGUGGAAGGGAUCAUGUUACUACUCCUUCAAGUGCUACAGAUUCAAAAGCUUCUCAGGAGAUGGGUACUCCCAAGAUUUCCGAAGACUUUCAUUGUGGAAACAGCUCGUUAGAUAAUGCUGAUUAUAUCGUAAGUGAAGUUGGGAGCGUACUGAAAGAGAGAAGUACUAGAAGGAAUUCAGGAGUUCCAACACAAGACGGAAGUUCAUCAUCAUUGCCAAUAGACCAGAAGGUGAAACGCGGCGUGAAAGAGGAAGGACCCCUAGAAGGAAAUGGAAAUUCUCAAAGAAACAAUGCGUGUACGCUAAAUAGAGAUAGCUUCGUGCGUAGGGUUCCAUACCACCGAAAAGGUUCUGAAAUGACAUAUGAAACAGGUAGCUGUUCCAGUUAUGCCUUGCAUGAUGAGCCCUCAAGUUAUCAGAUGCAUCAUCAUCUUUGCAGAAGGAAAUUUUCUGAAGCUCCUUUUUUGAGGGAAAAGGAGUUUCUUCCCAUGUACUACAACAGCGAAACGUCAGGAGAAAUUAAUGACAGACCAAAUUAUCAUGAUUUCAUUGACAGGUGGAGGCGAGCUGAGAGCUGGACGCAAAGUGGGACCCUCCCUCAAAUGCAAUAUUCAGGAGAACUCUUCGGUGGGAGGAACUCAUAUAUGCAUCGCUACCCUGAUGAUCGAAUAUGGUCUGCCCAACUACCCCCGCCUGGAGUUUAUUACCAUUCAGGGGCAUACAUGGGUCCCAGCUGGGAAACUAGGUGGGACCCCUACGACUCAUACCUGACAAGCCCACCUCAGUAUUUGGGGUCAGACUUGUCCUGCGCUUGGGGUCAUGAUACACUAUCCAUCUCUGAUGAUCUGAGGCAUAAAGAUCAGGUCAGGAGGAGACUGUACUUGAGGGAGAAACGACAAGCAGUGAAAAAACAGUUCCGUCCCAUAGCAGGUGGGACUCCAUUCAUCACAUGCAAUUUCUGCUUCAACAUUCUACAACUCCCCACAAAUUUUCUCAUUUCUAGAAGAAGCAGAAGAGAAAUCCACAAGCUGAAAUGUGGUGCUUGCUCUAAAGUUCUAGAAUUUUCCCUCGAAAAUGAAGGUUCGUUUGCUCCUUGUGAAACUAUCAUUCACCGAAAUAUCAAUUUCAUUGAGAAAUCUCAGGCAAAUCACUCUCGUCAGAGUAGCUUAAAUUCUGCAAACGUUAGAGGGUUUGUUUCACAAAAUUCCUUAAGUGCUUCUGGUCGAGAUAAAAGAGAGCUCAUCCAUGGAAGCUUGAGUAAUCGAGAGACAUUGGAGGUAUUAUAUGAUACUGAACCUACUGCUAGGGAAAUACCACUAAGAGUAACCUGGAAAGUUCCUUCUAGGAGUAAGUCGCCUCUUCACAGGCUGAUGGGCUACCCUUCGCUCAAAGACUUGUUAUAACUGCACACGAAGAUGAUGAUGUAGAGUAAGAGAUUGGAUUUUUCUAAGUUCUUAAGCUAAGAAAACAGAUCGAUAGUUAUAGACGUAGCAGCGUACGAAUUGCCACAGAUUCUUUUUUCCUGAUACUUGAAAGAGGAAGGACUAAGGAGCAUAGCAAUGUUACGGAACUCAACAUCCAUAAUUGCAAAUCAUCUGAUUAGCAGUAGUCAAGUAGAUAGUUGAAGAUUAAUACUUUUAUUUGUUUGCUAUUGAUGAGGUUUAGUAUAGUUGAAAGAGCUAUUUGUAACAUAUAUUUGAUUUGAUAUGUAGGAGUACAAAUUUUUGUUUGUUACUUAGAAUUGUCAGAUAUAUACCAGAUUUUUUUAUAU
Amaranthus tricolor (Joseph's coat) is the source of this 3852-nucleotide messenger RNA. RefSeq names its product protein ENHANCED DISEASE RESISTANCE 4-like. Gene Ontology annotation, biological process: regulation of defense response to fungus. The transcript has 3 exons. The coding region runs from base 473 to 3484 and encodes 1003 amino acids. The record is from RefSeq and is a predicted model, not a curated record. Lineage: Eukaryota; Viridiplantae; Streptophyta; Magnoliopsida; Caryophyllales; Amaranthaceae.